Molecule: messenger RNA, 1032 nt
Organism: Dicrocoelium dendriticum
Lineage: Eukaryota; Metazoa; Platyhelminthes; Trematoda; Plagiorchiida; Dicrocoeliidae
Source: the annotation of a GenBank genome assembly
GCAUUGUACCGAUCAAUUCCCCGGUUCCAAACCAUGAGUGAUUUUGUGCUUGAUGGUGACCAGGAAGUCCAGGUCGACGAGUUUGGUGACGAAGCCUCAAAAGAGGACUUAAGUAUGUCCGACGAUCUUCAUUUUGAUGCGGAACUUGAAGCAAUCAAAGAAAGGUUCAAAGAAAUCGAGGCUGAUGCCAAUAAACUUCACGAUAUACACAGUAUAACUGACAAAUCGCCUUCCUCUAGAGCCAACUCUUCCGUCUUAUCAGACGAGGACAAAGUGGAGACUGACCUACGCUCAAUUUAUGUUGGUAAUGUUGACUACGGCGCUACUGCGGACGAGUUAGAGGCCCACUUCCGGGGUUGUGGUCCCAUCAAUCGCGUCACCAUUUUGUGCAACAAAUACACUGGGCACCCGAAAGGCUUCGCUUACAUCGAGUUUGACACUCGGGAUGCAGUGGAGGCAGCAAUGGCUUUGGACGACUCGAGCUUUCGCAAUAGACAGCUGAAGGUCCUACCCAAACGCACCAAUGUUCCCGGGCUAUCGAUGACCCAUCGACCCCCGUAUAUGCGUGGCCGAGGUCGAGGACGUGCAAUGGGCGGUAUGUAUUACCGCCCCGUUUACUUCGGUGGCGGCCGAAUGCGUUUCCCUCGAAUGCGGCGGCGUGGUAGUUAUUACUUUGCUCCUUAUUGAUGUGGCACAGAAGAAAAAAAAGAAAAAAACAAUGGCAAAAAAGAAUGUGUGUACGGUCUUGCCACAGCCCUGACCUGCGCGUACUGUGCGUAUGCGUGUGUCGCCUUCCACUCUUAUUAUAUGCAAGCUUCUAACUGUAAAUCCGAUUUUCCAAUUUUCAGGUAUCUGAAAGUUCCACUUGAUGAUGCCCAAACGAAUCUGUAUUGCAGUCAUUUUCAGCCUCUGUUAAGCAUUUUCUCUCACACUUCUCCAUUUUUCACAUUGCAUAACAUUUGUUGUCUGUUUGUAUCAACGUUUUCCUCUGAUUUGGUCUCCACAUUCAUAAAGAGAUUUGCUCAACAGCAA